Ectocarpus siliculosus is the source of this 1824-nucleotide messenger RNA. NCBI's taxonomy places the organism in Eukaryota, Phaeophyceae, Ectocarpales, Ectocarpaceae. The record is from the annotation of a GenBank genome assembly.
AUGCCGGAGUCUAAGGUGGAGAUGAAGAAGGAGGGAGGGGGGUCAGCUAGGCUAGGGAUCGGAAUUUUCAGUCGAGGCCCCCCGAGUCGCCACAUGGCUAUCGAAGAGUACGCCGUGGACUGGAACGGCCCGUCGACUGCGCCCCCUCCGCGCCUACGGCUGUUGCUGCUGGCGGAUGUGGACCUGGCCUCCGCGGGAAGGAUAGUGGAGUGGGCCAUUCAAGGCGGAAAGGCCUUCGACCUCUGCGCGGUGUGCGGCGACUUCGUUCCGAGACCGGAAGGAUGGUCGCCCAACGGCGAGACGGAGGAGCAGCUCUCGGCGGAGGAGGGCGAAAUGUCGUCCACGCUAGGCAAGCUUCAAGCCACCCAGCUGGAGAACACAGUCUGUCGCGUCAUCUACGUCCCGGGGCCGCUUGACCCGGUCAUCCCGUCCAUCCGGCUACCGCGAACGCGGAAUACCGCAGCCGUGCCCACCACGGCAUCGCGGCCGCCGCCGGUUGCUGCUGCCACUCCUGGCGCCGACGCUGGGCGUGGGGCCGAAGGGCGAGGGGGACAGCGGGAUGGCGGGAAAGAGAGGGUCCUGCAGCUGACGCCGACGUCGAAGAACGUGUUGCGACGAAACCUCCGCCUAGCCCCCGGCCUUUCCGCGGCGGGAUUCUCCGAAGACCCGAACCAAUGUCCAGGCAACACGGUCGGAGCCGGGGAGGGUGGUGGUGGCGCCGGCGACGACACCCCCGAAGAUCAGACCUUCGCCGCCCUGAAAUCUCUCAGCCGGAGCGGCGGCAAGAAGGGGGCCGGAAAGGCGGCGCCGGUACCGCCGGAGUCGGUCAUCCUGCUCACGAGGCUAGGCGGCCCGCGACGACCAGGCGGCGGCGCCGGCGGGGCCGGGGCCACCGUCAGCUCUGCCGAUACGCCGCCGACGUCGAACAGCAACAGUAACCAGGACACGCUGAACGUGGCGAAGAGAGCCGCUGGUCCGACCGAAGUAGAGGAUCAGGAGGCGGCCACGGCCGCACGGCUCCGUCUGCUGUGGACCGAGCCGGCCAUGGCGGUAGGGCCGGAAUCGGGGCCCCGCGGUUUGGAAGACGGCGGGGGCGGCGGGUUGCUGCUGCACGCGUGCGCAGGUCCCGGAACCCUCCUCGCGGUCCGCGAGGCUCUCGAGGAGGGAGGAGCGGAACCGGUCGGCGGAGGAGGGGCUGGGGGCGACGGCGAUUGCGCGCGGGGGGUAGGGUGCAGGGUCGGGGGGGGCACCACCGUUGCCGCGCUCGGAAGCCUGAGGCAGCACGGCGCGUACUGCGUGGUGGAGCUAGACAUGCCCGCCACCGUGCCACCGGGACCAAGAAGCGGCAACGGCAGCGGCGGCGUAGGGGCGAAGGAAGGCUGGUCGGUGGCGAGUGUCGCCUUCGGUAGGGUGGAGGCGGCCGAUGGGGAUCCGGAGGCGGAGAGGGAGAAGCUGGCUCACAGGGCAACCGGGAGCUUCGUGCUCAAUUUUGAGUGACGCUGUUGUUUCAUGUACAGUGCCAGGCCGUACAGCACAUACGAGUUCACUGCUUUUGUGGCCUGGACUCGUAUCUUGUCUGUGGAUAGAGGUGGAGCUCUUGUGUUUUUGUAAGAAAGUAAACGAGGCGUUUGCGUCUAUUAUCGUUGGUGAUUUGAAGUUGGAUUUUAGUUAUUUUUCUUGUUAAAGGACGAUCGCGACUUUACUUGCCCGCGACAAAACACCCGAGCUGCAAGACCUGCGUCCAAAUCCAAGCACUACGUGCAUACAAAGGAAGUGGAUGGGACAAGGAUGAGCCCAUGCACAUCAGGCUUGUGUGUCUUUUUU